AUGAGUAGUAAACGAUCAACUCCUAGAUCAAAAAUCGAUGAAAUUAAAGCACUUAGAGGUCUUUCUCGCCAAACGAAGACGAAUAUCCGCAACCGAGGACUCCUUUUAGGGUCAACUCUAACGACAACUCUCAAUAGCAUCGUCACAAAUUCUGAUAUAACCCCAUCUAACAACUCUUUAGUGAUAACCAAGCCCUCAGUCCCCCUCCUCCCGCUCUCAAAGCUUAUCACCUACAGAUCUCUCCGCGAGAGACGCGGAAACCCAGGUCUAAACCUCACUAAUGCCUCGUUGAACAGCUCGCUUACUUCAAAUUCCACAGUUUUGAAUUCCUCUCAAAGAAGCGUAAGAAUACCUCGGCCACCAUCCAAGCCAAGAGAAGAGGAGCUUCAGAAGACCAAAAUUGACCCUCAGAUUGAGUUUUCUUCUUUGCAGAAGCCAAUCUCAGCUGGUACUGCUUUAAAAUUAUUUCGAGAAUCUUUGACAAAUUAUGAGCAAUCAGAAAUUUUGGAAUACAAAGAAAUUUACUACUUGGGUUUUAAGUCAAGCAAGAGCGGUACUUCUCAAGGCCCGAAUUACGGCUUUGACGAUGAAAAAGGAAACUUCAAGCUGUAUAAAGGGGACCACAUUGCCUAUCGAUAUGAAAUUUUACAAUUGCUAGGAAAAGGAUCAUUUGGGCAGGUAUGCAAGUGUUUUGACCAUAAAGCUAAGCAAAACGUAGCCAUCAAACUUGUAAAAAGUAAGAAACGGUUCAGACAUCAAGCUGCAGUUGAGGUUAAAGUUCUAGACACUUUAAAAAAAUACGACCCUGAUAACGCUAACAACGUGAUUCGCGCUGAGGACCACUUCAUUUUUCGAAAGCAUACUUGCUUAGUCUUUGAGCUUUUGAGUUCUUCACUGUAUGACCUAUUAAAGUCUAACAACUUCGAAGGCCUCUCGCUCUCCUUAAUUCGGCGGUUUGCAAUCCAAAUUUUUUUUUCCCUGAAAUUCAUACAAAAGCUCAAUAUAAUCCACUGCGACUUAAAGCCAGAAAACAUUCUGCUGAAGCAAGCUAAUAAAUCAGGAUUAAAAGUCAUUGACUUUGGCUCCUCGUGCUUUGAGUCAGAAAAAGUCUAUACCUACAUACAGUCACGAUUUUACAGAGCGCCCGAAAUCAUUUUGGGGAUCCCAUAUAGCUAUAGCAUUGACAUGUGGUCUGCUGGGUGCAUCUUGGCUGAACUUUUUACUGGAAAUGCCCUGUUUCCAGGCGAAAGUGAAGCUGAGCAGCUUCAGUAUAUCAUGGAGAUCAGAGGAGUUCCUCCAGAGGAUGUGCUAGCAAUGGCCACUCGCAGAAAGGUGUUUUUCAACAGCAGUGGCAGCCCAAGACUCGUUCCUAACUCUAAGGGAAAAAUCCACAAGCCAGCAGCCAAAGACAUAAGAGAUGAGAUUAAAACAGACGACGCUUUGUUUUUGGAUUUAAUUAUAAGUAAUGUUUAUACAGAAUGUCUUGAGUGAGACCCAGGGAAAAGAAUAACUCCAGAUGAGGCUCUGAGCCACGAAUGGAUUUUAGAAGGCAUCCCGAAACCCCCAACGAGCCGCCCAACUACUUCAAGGCCGUUUUUAAAUAAAACUUUGAGGGGUUUGGCUGUCAAUAAAAAUCAUAACUAUAAAUUAUCCAACUAA
Molecule: messenger RNA, 1659 nt
Organism: Blepharisma stoltei
Lineage: Eukaryota; Ciliophora; Heterotrichea; Heterotrichida; Blepharismidae
Source: the annotation of a GenBank genome assembly